Aegilops tauschii subsp. strangulata is the source of this 3228-nucleotide messenger RNA. NCBI's taxonomy places the organism in Eukaryota, Viridiplantae, Streptophyta, Magnoliopsida, Poales, Poaceae. The record is from RefSeq and is a predicted model, not a curated record.
AUGGCGGGCGCGGGGGCGGCAGCGGAAGCAACCGGCAGGGGCGGGGGCGAUGACCGGCAGUGGUGUUGCCGGGGCCGCUCGCCUCACCACAAUAGGAACGGCGACCUCGCCGCUCGCCUCGCCCAUGACAUGAACGGCGACCUCGCCGCUUGCCUCGCCCACAUGGACAAAAGCUGGAUUAGAAAGUUUUCGAAAGAACAUAUUAAAGGAGUUGAUGAUUUCAUGGCAUUUGUUCGGGCAAAUUUUGCCAACGAUGCUCACAUUCUUUGCCCAUGCUAUGAAUGCCUCAACCAUUCAAGAAUGGCUCAAGGAAGAGUGGAAGAUCAUCUGCUUCUUAAUGGGAUGUCCAUCACAUACGAUAGAUGGAUAUAUCAUGGACAACCUUUAGACAGACAACCUCAACAUUUUGAAGCUGAUACAGAGGCCCCUCAUAUGAUGGGUGGUGGUGAUGCUGGCAUUGAUUUCAUGGAAAAGGUUUUGCGAGAUAAUGCUGGUUUGGAGGAAGAGGAUGGGCAUGAAGAUGAUAGGAUUCCUGACCUAUUGAAGGAUUUGUACGAUGCUGAAGAUCGUGCUGAUGGAAAAAAGUCGUUGUUUGCUGAGGUGUUAGAGGAGGCGAAGCGCGUAGCUCAUGAAGGGGGUAAAUUUUCAAGAUUUACCUUCACCGUGAAGUUACUCCACAUCAAGUCUUUCUACCGGAUUAGCAAUGCUGCAUUCAACGCAAUACUCCGCCUUUUGUGCUUGCAAUUCCCUAAUAGUUGUGUUCCCAGAUCUUAUGAUGAAGCAUUGAGCAUAAUCCACAGGCUGGGGUUAGGUUAUGUGUCAAUACAUGUGUGCCCAAAUAACUGUGUCUUGUUUCGGAAGGAUUUAGCAAAGCAUGACAACUGUCCAAAAUGCAAUGCCUCUAGGUGGAAAGAUGCUGAUGGGAAGAAGUCAAUACCGGAGAAGGUACCGAGGCACUUUCCGUUGAUACCAAGGCUGCAGCGGAUGUUCAUCUCGAAGAAAUCAUCGCGUGAGGUACAGUGGCACAAGCUGAAGCGGCAACCUGUGGACAAUGAGCUGAGCCAUCCAGCGGACGGAGAGGCAUGGAAAGAGUUUGACCGUAUACAUUUAGACUUUGCUGCAGAUCCAAGGAACAUAAAACUUGGCAUUGCCACAGAUGGGUUUAAUCCGUUUGGGAACAUGAGCACGUCUUAUAGCAUGUGGCCAGUUUUUGAGGUGCCGUACAACCUGCCACCAUGGGCAUGCAUGGAUCAGUCCAACUUCAUGAUGUCAUUGCUUAUCCCGGGUCCAGAGUCUCCAGGAAAGGAUUUUGAUGUCUUUAUGGAGCCCCUCGUAGAAGAACUGCUCCAGCUCUGGACUGGUGUACCUACAUACGAUGCCUUGAGUCCGGAAGAAAAGUUCAAUCUACGUGUUGUAAUCAUAUGUUCCAUCCAUGAUUUCCCGGCUCUGCACACUCUGUCUGGGAGGAUCACACCAGGUUAUAAGGCCUGUGUCCAUUGUGACAAAGACCCUUGCUCAAAGAGAAUAAGGAGCAAGAUCUGCUAUAUUGGGCACCGCCGCUUUCUUCCCCGAAACCAUCGCUGGCGAAGAAGCAAAGAUUUUAAUGGUGAGAAUGAAACCCGUGACAAGCCAGCUGAAUUCACUAGAGAAGAGCUGGAGCAGCAACUUGAAAAGGUGAAAGAUGUGAGACCAGGAAAGCUUGCGAAGAAAAGAAAGCGUGAGGAAGGUCAAUGUUGGGACCGGAGGUCUUGUUUGUGGGACCUACCAUACUCGGCUGAUUUGAAAUUAAGGCAUAAUCUCGAUGUAAUGCACAUUGAGAAAAACAUAUGCGAGAAUCUUCUAGGGACGUUUCUGAACAUUGAAGGGAAGACAAAGGACACGGUUAGUUCUAGUCUUGAUUUGGAGGACACGGGCAUAAGAGAAGAUUUGCAUCUACAUCACAAUGAAGAUGAAGAUUCAUUUAAAAUGCCACGAGCAUGGUAUACAAUGAGUAAAGAACAAAAGCUUGCAUUCUGUGAAUUCCUAAGAGCGGUGAAAUUUCCAGAUGGUUAUGCUGCUAACCUAGCAAAGUGUGUUACUUCUGAUGGAUUCAAGCUUUCAGUACUGAAAACCCAUGAUUGUCACAUCCUCCUCCAAAGGAUUUUACCGGCGGGCGCCUCCGAGGAAUCAUGGACAAGGAUAUAUAUGAAGCGAUGGAACCGGCUGGACAGAAAUAGAGAGCGGUCUGAUUCGCAAAGUGGUGAUGUCUCUAUUUUCAACCAUGGUGUGAACUUUCUUGGAGCCUCACAAUACUUGGAGCCUGGUGAUGAGUAUGACAAGAUGGUUUGGAAAUGCAAGGAAGAGUUAAAUCAGGAAGAAAUCAAGAUCAAUGUUGAUAAAAGGGUUGCCAAGGGGUUUGCUAAUUGGUUUAAGAAUCAUUUGCAUGAGGAGAAGAAGGUCAGUGAUGAUCUAUUUGCUUUGGCAUGCUUAUCGGAUAAGCGAGUGAGAGUGUAUUCAGCAUGCAUUGCUGACGGUGUCCGGUACCACACCGUUGACCGCGAGGAAAAAAGGAAGACACAGAAUAGUGGAGUCGUCACUGAGGGGUCACAUGAUCGUGAGAUCAUUGACUUCUAUGGUCAGUUGAGAAGCAUCGUAGAGUUGCAGUACAACUCUAGUGGAGGCAUCCAUCGCUCGGUUGUCUUAUUUCGCUGUGACUGGUUUGAGCUUGGUAGCAAGAAGAAGAGAGACUCUUUUGUCAAAUAUGAUGGCCACUUCAAAAGCAUCAACACUGCAAGGUGCUGGUAUAAGAGUGAUCCCUUUAUUCUAACAACACAAGCAACAAUGGUGUUUUAUCUGCGGGACACUCUUUUGCACGGAAAAUGGCGAGUUGUGCAAAACUUUGAGCACAUACACUUGUGGAGUAUGACUGAAACUGAAGUGGAAAAGGGCCCCGGUGAUGGUGGACUAACAUACCAAGAUGAUGACUCUACGGAAGUUCCGUUGCAAGCUGAUGAUGACUCUAUGGAAGUUCCGGUGCAAAGCAGAGUGCGAAGGGACCGAGAACGUGUGAUCGUUGAUGCUGCAAUAGUUGAAGGCAUCAAGAAAAGAAGAAAGGUGGUAGCGGAUGGACAUGAGAGCGAGGAUGAGGAAAACAGGACUGAUCAUACUAUGCUGCAAUAUUGUAGUGAUGAUGAGGAAAACAGGAGUGGGCAUAGAGUUCCUUGUUUUCGUAUCGACGAUGAUGAGUAG